AUCCAAUUGUUUCCUCAGCCCAUACUCACGUUUAUAUCUAAGCUUAAGCCGGUCAAACCUCCGUCUUUCUUGUGCGCCGUUGUUAAGGUAAAACAAGCCACCGACGCAUGGCCGACAAGCAUUCCUGUUCAAUAAUUCUGGAAGUCACAUCAUGCAGGGAUCGUUCUCGAUUCCGCGAAUUUACGGAUAGAUAGAGGCGGAAUACAUUCAUGGCCUGGUUCGCCGUUAAGAGCCAGAAGACUUCACGGAUUGUUCUGGGAUUCAUCUCCAGAGAGUUAACUCAAUACAAAGGCGAUAUGUGUUUCAACAAAACCUAUACACCCAAGAUUUGACUCAUGUGCUUUCCAACCCGUACAACGGACGCCUGAAGCCGCGACGGACCGAAGACGCCAAGGAUGAUCAUCAACGGCUAUCCCCACGAUCGCCAGGGUGACAUGCCCCCCUUUGAAGUCUAAUCAAGAAGAGCUGAAGAAGAUCACCGGCAGAUUUCAAGUUCGUAUGCCGCACUUACAAGAAAUAUGCAUGCAGAGCUGAAAAGAGAGGCAACUCAAAAACACUUUCGAUGAAACACUUUCCCGAAAUGAUGCUUCGGUCUGCCGAAAUGGGAGAGUGGCAUGAUAGACUGAACUCGCCCGGGUGUUACACGAUCAUGAUCAACUCGAAACUUGAGUCUACUCCCAAGGCAGUACGUGGGACGAAUGACGAAUUAGGCCAUACCGCUAGGACACUGGAGGUAUGUAAAAACUAUAUAAGAUAGCCUCAGGUUAGAGAACCCAAGGCCUUCCAUCACCCAAUAUCUUCAACCAAACACCCAAUUCUACUCCAGCCCCUAGAACCAUCAAAAUGCACUCCCCAACUCUAUCCAUCUUCUUUACCCUCCUCCUAUCCUCCCAUUCCCUCUGCGCUACCAACGAGCCCUGUUACGGGCCCAGCGGUCGAGCAGGUGUAUGCAUCACCGAAGCGUCCUGCACCUCUGCCGGCGGCACCGCCAUCUCUGGUGCAUGCCCCGCCGACGCUGCUAACAUCAAAUGCUGCUCCAAGCCAACCUGUUCUUCGGGAAACUGCCGCUGGAGCUCUGAUUGCGCUGGCACCUCUGCUAGCAACCAGUGUCCUGGACCUGCGCAGAUGAAAUGCUGCUCUUCUGCUGCCACAGGCUUCGGGGGAUAUUCUGCACCCGCGAUCCCAGCUGUUGGUGCUUGCAAGCAGGUUUCUGUCAACGCUGCCAAAGCGGUGGUGAAUCAGUUUCCUGGUAGGAUCAGGGAAAUUGGAUGCAAGAGAGACUGCUCUUGUCCUGGAUCUUCUGACCAUUGCUGCGGUCUUGCAACUGACUUCAUGUGUUCUGAUGCCGGCGGUUCUGCUACCCUUUCUGGAAAAGAAAUCGCCGAGUGGUGCAUGAGGAACCGCAACACUCUCAACCUCAAGUAUGUCAUUUGGGGACAGAAGAUCUGGACUACCUCUGUCGAUAAGACUGAGAAGAGCUGGGAGAACUGGCGAACCAUGGAAGAUCGCGGCGACCUAACUCAGAACCAUUGGGACCACGUCCACGUCUCUUACAAUGGUUAGAGCCGAACUCGCGAGAAUGAGGAUCUGGAGGUAUCUGGAGGCAUAUUGAAGAACUUCCGGCGUCACUGCGAUUUGGACAAAAUAGAAGUAGUAGUCGUGGUCAUUCAACAUCAAAUUCUGUCCAGCCAAAAGUCAUAUAGCAAUUUUCAACACCGUCCGAAGUGUGACUGCCUUGUGGUAUCUCGUCUAAUAUCUACCCUCAACGCCAGGCAACUGCGCAUAACUGUCUCGAUGUGUAAUCACAAUGCCAAGAUCAAGUCCAUCAUCCAUCAAAACGCCGGGAAUGAAGAUCCCACCAAUUUUAGCCCCCAAAUGCUUCAUUCACUACCUCGCCCUCAUCCGGCGUCACCUCCAGUUCGAGCAACUCAUGGGCUGCCUCAACUGUCUCUCCAUCGAUCCCGGCCUCCAUCACUAAAUCUUCUUCGGCAAAAGCAAGUCUUCCUAAAGCGAGAAGAUACCUUUGGCUUCCCCCAUGAGCCAUUGAAAGCUUCUCGCUAAUGUCUGCGAGAUUGGCGGUAUCGGGACCUGUCACUAAAGCAUGUAUCAAAAAGACGCAUUGUGAGAUGAUCCGAUAUAAGCCGGCCGAGUACGACGUCGUAGUCGAUCCCUGCCGUAUAUCCUUGGUCUCGGAUGUUUGUGGUAAGAUGUUGAAAGGAAUAGGUUGGUCGUACAGCUCGUCUAUAGACAUGCUGAGGCAGGCCACGAGGCGAGGGAGAGCUAGACUGUGAGACGCAAGCUCUUUAGCGCCAAAAGGAUGGCGUGAAAAAGCGAUGAGCGUUCGCAAAGCAGCCAAGCAUAACGUAGAUUUCUCAUGGCGGGUAGUUACUGAUGGGUGGUAGUCCGUGAGCUUGUUUGUAACAUGGUUGAUGACAUGACCAGCGACAUGAGUAUCUUCGUCGUCUGUAAUCGGACCUAUUGAGUCUGGAAGUGCAGAGGUUGUCAGGAGCUCAAGCAUGCCCAAGAUAUCGGAAAGCUCCUGCUUUGGGCUCAGAAGUUUGUAGACCAUGUCAGGUUUUAUGCAUCUCCAAAAGACUGUCGACUUGGGCUUGAUUUCAUCUUCCGUCACAUCCAUGGCAGUGGAACAAGCUAAAGCGCUUGUAUACAAGACUGACAAAAUAUCAACGAUCUUGAUAUGCUCCUUCAUUGACUGAAAGUCAUCAUUCUUCAGCCGUCGUUCACCUUCACGUAUGCGGUGCUGCCAUUCAGCCAAAGUGCAGAUUGUGGCUUGCGCGGGAGGUGUCAGAUUCGGCAAAACGAAGGGAACGACUUCUGAUGCGUGGAGUGAGAAGAUGAAAGAGAUGACUGAGAGCAAAUACUUGAUGGGCUCCCAGAGCUGCUCCUCAUGGCAACGAUUCCACAUGUUGACCAUAAGAUUUGCAAAGUCCACAAGUAGCUGCAUCGGUCGAUCGGGACUUCCCAUCAGAGGUAUUUUUUGAAAUAUGAUGGCUGAAAGCGAGGUAUCUUUGUCAUCUUUGAAGGAAAAGCGAGACAAGAUGUCCAGUGUUGGGCGAGGG
Fusarium odoratissimum NRRL 54006 is the source of this 3077-nucleotide messenger RNA. RefSeq lists its product as uncharacterized. The record is from RefSeq and is a predicted model, not a curated record. NCBI's taxonomy places the organism in Eukaryota, Fungi, Ascomycota, Sordariomycetes, Hypocreales, Nectriaceae. The transcript is spliced from 3 exons. The coding region runs from base 844 to 1563 and encodes 239 amino acids.